AGGCUCCGCCCACAGCGCUGACGUCCCUCAUUUCAAAUAUCACACCACUGGUAUAGCCCCGCCCCCCGCGGGCUUCAUUCAAAUGGAUGGGAUUUGCCCACGGGAGGGAAGAACUGCCCAGUCACUGUUCACGGGAGUGUGGUACCGGUCCGGACAAGCAUCAUAGUGAUCCACUGACCUCUGUUAAUAUUCAACUAUUCAAGGAAACGGUGAAACGGAACGGCGCGUGUCGGUAACGUUAUCUGUGAUUGGCCAGAAUCCGCGGCGCAGGUGAUGGAGAUUCGGCUCGGCUUCAUCUGCUCGGUUCUUCUGCUUCACUUUGUCCACGGAAGCCGUGCAGCCGUCUGCAGUCAGGAGCAGUUCAGGUGUGCAAACGGGAAAUGCAUCACCGGUCGCUGGGUUUGUGACGAGGCGGACGACUGCGGCGAUGGAAGCGAUGAGCUGCCCCAGUCCUGCAGCCAGAAGAAGUGUUUGCCGAGUCAGUUCAGCUGCGGCGGGCGUCUGAAUCAGUGCGUGUCCUCCAGGUGGCGCUGCGACGGGAAGUCUGACUGCGAAAACGGCGCAGACGAGCAGGGCUGCGCUCUGAAGAACUGCACGGACGAGGAGUUCCGCUGCCGCAGCGGUCAGUGCGUGUCGCUGUCGUUCGCGUGCGACGAGGAUCCCGACUGCGACGACGGCAGCGACGAGGCGUCCUGUCCCCCGCCCACCUGCGGCCCCGGCUCUUUCCAGUGCAACAACUCGGUGUGCGUGCCGCAGAACUGGGCCUGCGACGGCGACGCCGACUGCGCGGACGGCUCUGACGAGUGGCCGCAGAAUUGCCCGGCCGGGACGGGUCAGAAGCCGCCGUCGGUCUGCCGCGAUCACGAGUUCCUGUGCGGCAGCGGCGAGUGCGUCCACGGCAGCUGGAGGUGCGACGGAGGCGCCGACUGCGGCGACCGGUCAGACGAGGACAACUGCACUGCGCCCACCUGCCGUCCGGAUGAGUUCACGUGUAAAGACGGCAGCUGCGUCCCGGGAAUGCACCAGUGCGACGGGAAUCCCGACUGCCCGGACCGCAGCGACGAGAUGGACUGCGUCACCGAGAACGCGUGCGAUGGGCCGCGCAGGUUUAAGUGUGGCAGCGGCGAGUGCGUCGGCGCAGACGGCGUGUGUGACGGCCGGAGGGACUGCCGCGACGGGUCAGAUGAGCCUCUCAAAGAAUGCAAUACUAACGAGUGCCUCGCUAACAACGGCGGCUGCUCCCACACGUGCAGCGACCUGAAGAUGGGAUACGAGUGUGUGUGUCCGGACGGAUUUCACCUGAUCAACCGCACGCAAUGUGAAGACGUGGAUGAGUGCGCGGACGCAGACAGAUGCACUCAGAUCUGCAUAAACCUGCCGGGCAGCUUCAGAUGUGACUGUAAAGAUGGAUUUGAGCUGGAUCAAAUGACCAAAGACUGCAAAGCGGUAACAGGAUCCGACGCGUUCCUCCUCUUCAGCACGCGUCACGAGGUGAGGAAGAUGGCGCUGGGCAGCCGCACGUACACGGCGCUGAUCCGCCGGCAGAAGAACGUGGUGGCGUUAGACGUGGACGUUCGCAACGAGAGGAUCUUCUGGUCUGACGUGAGCCUGAAGAAGAUCUACAGCGCCGCGGCCGCCGACUCCACCCACCACAGCACCGUGAUUGACAGCCAGAUCUCCCGCCCCGAGGGCCUGGCCGUGGACUGGAUCCACGGAAACAUCUACUGGACGGACGGCGAGCUGCGAACCGUCUCCGUGGCGACCGCGGACGGCAGCAAGCGCAAGACGCUCGUCGCCGAGGGGUUGCAGAAUCCGCGGGCGAUCGUCGUCGACCCGCAGAGCAAUUUCAUGUUCUGGACAGACUGGGGCGAGCCGGCACGGAUCGAGAAGAGCGGACUGAACGGGGCCGACCGGACGGCCCUCGUGACGGACGACAUCGCCUGGCCCAACGGCAUCACGUUCGAUGCGUCGAGCGGCCGUCUGUACUGGGUCGACUCAAAGCUGCACACGCUGUCCAGCAUCGGCGUGAACGGAGACGGGCGACACACGCUGAUCCGUGACGAGCAGAAGCUGCCGCACCCGCUGGCGCUGGCCGUGUUCGAGGAGAAAGUCUUCUGGACCGACGUGUCCAAUAACGCCAUCUGGAGCGCCAACCGCGUGACGGGGCGAGACGUCGCCGCCGUGGCCGAACGCCUGCAGUCUCCUGAAGACAUCGUGCUGUAUCACAGUCUGAAACAGCCGUCCGGACGGGACUGGUGCAGAGAAGCGGCUCAACAAAACGGCGGCUGUGAGUUUCUGUGUCUGCCGGCGCCGCGGAUUAACACGCGUUCUCCCAAAUACACGUGCGCGUGUCCUGAUCACAUGACCCUGGGCGCGGACAUGAGGACGUGUGUGUCAGGUGUGAACUCCACGGCGUCGCCGCAGGUGCCGGGCAGAACCGCGACCGGACGCUCCGCUCAGACGGCCGACCAUCGGCAGCGGGAGACGGACGCCGCACAGGCGGGCUCUCGGAGGGGAAUUAACGAAGAACAUGAGCCGGUUUCCAGCCCUUCCCAGCAUCCCACGGUCCUGUACAUCAUCCUUCCAAUCGUCGCCGUGUGUCUGCUGGCCGUUGGCGGCGUGUUGCUGUGGAGACACUGGCGGCUGAAGAACACCAACACCAUCCACUUCACCAACCCAGUGUACCAGAAGAAAACAGACGACACGGUUCACAUCUUCAGGAGCCCCAGUCUGGAAGGAUACUCGCAUCCAUCGUGUCAGAUGAUCAGUAUGGAAGAAGACGCCGCUUGACGCUCCUCCAGACACUCCUCCAGAAGCUCAAGGUCACUUUAAUGCUGCUCUGAAACUUUAACAGCGAGCUGAAGGAAUCUCGUCCUCAUCUACGAAAACGACCCCAGGAUCAAGCCUGAUUUUUAAAAUGCCUGUAUCAUAUAAGGAAUGAAGACACACACACACACACACACACACACAUACUCUGACAGUCAAGAUGUCAAGCGGAGACUCUUCAGGAGUCUGUCGAUCCCGUGGCUCUGCUGCAAACACGCCGCUGUUUUCAUUUGUGAUUUGUGAGCUUUUAAGGUCCUCCUACUGAAGGUAUUACCAUGUUAUAAUAUUUGCAAUGAUCCUUGUAGAUAUUUAUGAUUGUGUGGAGGGCAGACAGGUGUCUCUCUUUUUGCACUAUCUGUGUGGACUGUCACAGACUUUAUUUAUAUUUCUCCUUCAGACACACUUGAACAAUCUGUUUGACUUUGUUUGAACGAAGUGCUUGUAUUUAAGAAUGCACGGCGCUACUUUAGUAAUAGCGAGCGAUUCGUUAUCGUUCGUUAUAGUUACUGAGCGGAUUCGUUCCGUUACCGCCGCGUGUGAAGUUCACGCCUGUAGAUUAAAUUCUGGGCCUUAAACCUGAUCGUGCCUGUGACGUGUCGCAACGUUCGAACGCGUGAAUAUUCCCGGUGCUCAGGGUCGCGCGUGUGCGCUGAGAUUCAGGUGACCUCUGACCUCAGCUGUCCUUUAGAAGAGUCGCGCGCUUACGUUCUGUCGUCGCUCCGCUCGCUUUGCUUAUGACGAGGCUCAUGCGGCAGGUUUUCUGAAGGGUCGGAGCGUUUUCGCUGUUACCAGACAAAUGAAGGAUCACAAACGCUCCUCAAACAUCUGCAGGUUGGUCUCUGUACGCACUCGCCUUUGUCGCACCGUCUAAACCCAAGACUUUGUACGAAGAACACUCCUAUUUAUUGUGUAUAUGUGUGUUUUUGUUGAGUUUCCUGCUUUUUUCUUUUAAACAUAUUAUUUAUCACAUGCGAUACUGAAACGCCAUCCAGAAAUCUAAGUGCACUACAGAGGGAACGACCUGCGCGACAUUCAGGGACUUUUAUACGUUUAUGAAGGAUGAAACGCAAAUGUGAAGUAAGGCUGUUUGUGGUGAUGAGUGAAGUCUUGAACGGAUUCUCGUUCUGUUACUGUUGAUGGGUCACUUGAGGUCACUUUUACUCUUGUGAACCCGUUUCUCUUUCUCAGGACCGAUGGUCCAGCGAUCUGAAUGUUCUACAGGUUUAGAGAAACAAAUCGCACCCAAAGAAGCAGCUCAACUGUCUUGAACGUUGUUUUUAAAUAAAUGCACAUUUUGAAACAAGAAA
Messenger RNA from Labeo rohita (rohu), 4133 nucleotides. RefSeq names its product low density lipoprotein receptor b (gene ldlrb). NCBI's taxonomy places the organism in Eukaryota, Metazoa, Chordata, Actinopteri, Cypriniformes, Cyprinidae. The coding region runs from base 274 to 2790 and encodes 838 amino acids. Gene Ontology annotation, molecular function: calcium ion binding; protein binding. The record is from RefSeq and is a predicted model, not a curated record. The transcript has 18 exons.